Ustilago hordei is the source of this 1323-nucleotide messenger RNA. RefSeq lists its product as uncharacterized. The transcript has 3 exons. The record is from RefSeq and is a predicted model, not a curated record. NCBI's taxonomy places the organism in Eukaryota, Fungi, Basidiomycota, Ustilaginomycetes, Ustilaginales, Ustilaginaceae. Bases 1 to 1323 code for a protein of 440 amino acids.
AUGAGCUCCCGACGAUCUGCAAGAGUCUCAACAGGCAAGCGUCUGAGCUACCGGGAGGAAUCCGACCAAGAGAAUGCAGUCCACCAUCUGACCGAGGACGAGUAUCAGGCGGGAGACCGCGGAUCGACAAGUGCUGAUGAGGUGCUCAAGGACGGCUCGUCCGGAGAUCCAAGCGAAGAAGAGGAGCAACGCGACCGACCUGCCAAACGUCGAAAGAAGAACACCUCAACUCCCUCCAAGCGCGCAGCACCGACGAGCAUCAAAGGCGAUGAAUGCCAACCCGGCGUCACUCGUGUUGUAGCAAAACUCGUUGGGCCGCCUCAAUCCGGACACGUUGCUCGUGGUGAACUCAGUCCGAACGUGCUCAAGUUCCUCUCAGAUCUGCAGGCCAACAACGAGAGGCACUGGUUCGCCCGUCAUGACGCAGUGUAUCGCUACUGCUCGAAGAACUUCGCCGAGUUCACCGAAGCUGUGCUGAACGACUUCAUGGAGAAGGUCGAUUCUACGCUCCCGUGGCUGCCAACGAAGGACAUUGCCUAUCGAAUCUACCGCGAUGUCCGAUUUUCAAAUGACAAGACGCCUUACAAGACGAAUCUCAUGGCUUCCUUCUCGCGAGGCGGAAGGAAGGGUCCAUUCGCUGGCUACCACCUUUUGAUCAAGCCAGGUGGACGCAGCUUCAUCGCCGCAGGCCGCUGGCAACCGGAGAGGGAGGACCUGGCAGUGAUUCGGCAACACAUUCUCCAUGAUACACCUGAAGCACAGGCCUUGAAAGCAGCGGUCAGGGAGACAGCGUUCACCAAGUGGUUCGGCGCACCGAAAGGCGAGACGAGCAAAACAGAGCCGAGAACGAAGAAGGGCGCCCGAGAGCAACAGCGCUGCAAUCUUUGGGGCGGCGACGACCAACUGAAGGUGGCGCCUAAGAUCGCUGGUGUUGACAAGAUGCACAAAGACAUCGACUGGCUGAAGCUCCGCAGCUUCUGCGUCAUUCACAACUUUUCUGAUGCCGAGGUAUUGCGCAAGGACUUCCGACAACGACUGGUCGAGGUGGCCAAAGUAUCCGAGCCCCUUGUUCGCAUAUUGAAUUCGAUGACCUCGCCAGAUCCUCCAUCUCCGCCUGGCUCGGAUCAUGAUGGCGCCGAUGCUGAUGGUGCCGAUGGUGGUGGCGGUGGCGAUGACGAUGAAGGAUUCGUCGCCACAGAGUCAUUUGACUAUGUAGACGAUGACGAUAACGACGACGACAACGACAACGACAACGACGACAACGACGACGACGACAACGAUAACAGCAGCGCCGAUGAAGAUGGCUACGGAGGCUACGAGUGA